AUGGAGCCGGAGCCGUCAAGUGUCAAGAGUCUUUCCAAACGCAGACGCUUCCCGAUAUGGAAGGGGACCCGGAUGAACGGAAUUUACUAUGGCCCUUCAUCGCUCGUCUACUUCACCCAUCGGUUAUCAACAUUCACCAAGAUGAACUUUGAGUCUAACUUUCCAUCUGCUCCAAAAUCCUCAACCUCCCCAUCUCACAUAGGAACCUCCAGUCAGCUGCAACGCGAGCAGCAGGACGCCCUGCUUGACCUCUACUGGCAGGGUUAUCAUGCCAUAUAUCCCGUGUUGGACGAAGCUGAUUUCCGGCGUCACUAUGACACUCUCUGGCAUGGCUCAACGGGAAGAAAGCCCUGCCCCUUGGUGGACAUUGUUAUUGCGUUGUGCAUUCAUUUUAGCUCAUCCUAUACGGCAUCGGACGCUGCGGCUCUCCCUGAUCAACCAGGAUACGACUUCUACCUCCAAUCUCAGCAACUCCUCAGUCAGGAUCUCGAAGUCCCAUGUCUGAGGACAGUUCAGUGUUACUUCCUGAGCGCUAUCUACCUCCUUGCCCUCGGCCAAGUCAACUCAGCAUCCACGAUGACCGGGUCAGCGAUUAGAACUGCAGUAUCGCUAGGCCUUCAAUUCGGGUAUGACCAUGACGGGAUGUCUGAGGACGAGCCAAGAUCAUGGACGCCCGACUCAAGAAUCUGGACGUGCUUGGCCACCCUCGACGCACAGCUAUCAUUGUACCUGGGCCGUCCAUUCGCGAUCCAGGACUUCGAGGUACACAGCAUGUCGCAGCCAGAGCCUGACCAUGUUGCACAGCUUUCCGGGCCAACAUUUACCCUUGCGGAUGUCAACUGGCUCCGCUUCCAGUACGAAAGGCAACGACUCUUCCAAAUAGUUCGCGAGAUCCAAACCGAGUUGGUGGCCGUGUCCGAGGACGUCUUGGAAGACAUUGACUCUCCAGACUUUUAUCAUCAUCCUUCAUCACGUGAGAAGUGCGCCCAAUAUCUCUCGCAACAGCUCAAGCAACUUAAAACAUGGAUCCAAGAACUUCCAGAAACACUUAAAACACCACGUGUACAGGGAGUUCCAUUCUCUGUUGACCGUUCCGCGUUGAACCUGAGUCAGACAGAGCCUCUUUGGCUACAGAGACAGCGCCUGAUCCUCGAGCUCGACUACCACACACUGAUCAUGAUGCUCACCAGGACAUUUAACUCGUUUCUGCCGACACCGGCACUUGGCACGUUUUCCAGCGACAACCACUGCAUCACCUGCGUUAACUCUGCCAUUAUGGUGACCAACAUGCUGGACCAGGUGCUAAGAGACUCAGAGAUCCUUACGGGCUGGUACCAGGUUAUCGACUGGCAACGGACGGCAACUUUUGGCCUGGCUGGCUUCGCCUGUGGAUAUCCCAUUUGUCCACUCUCUCCGUCAGCACGCAAGACACUCACUCGGGCUGCGGGAGUGUUCGAGAGAGCUGGCUCCAGGGACAUGGUGCAGCUGGCUCAACACCUUAAGACGAAAUGCCUGGACAUUGUCCAGGCGUUUUGCGCCAGACUGGGGAUAGUCACACCCGCAAACACGCCUGCUGACCAACAGACCAGCUCAGAGACUGUUGACGAAUCCUCUGUCCCGAGCACCUAUAAUGUUAUGAGUAUUGGGGAAGAGGCCUUGGCCAAUAUUGGGCUGGAAAACCUACCUGACGAUCCCUUUUGGGCGGGAGAAACGCCUUCUACCCUGUUAUGGGGAGACUUGAUGAGAGACUUAGAUUCAGGGUUGGCGUCUUCACUUGGACAUAUCGGUGUCACCGAGUCGACUAGCCAAGCAUAG
This is a messenger RNA of Fusarium vanettenii 77-13-4, 1815 nucleotides long. RefSeq lists its product as uncharacterized. NCBI's taxonomy places the organism in Eukaryota, Fungi, Ascomycota, Sordariomycetes, Hypocreales, Nectriaceae. The transcript has a single exon. The record is from RefSeq and is a predicted model, not a curated record. The coding region runs from base 1 to 1815 and encodes 604 amino acids. Gene Ontology annotation, biological process: DNA-templated transcription; positive regulation of transcription from RNA polymerase II promoter by galactose. Gene Ontology annotation, molecular function: zinc ion binding; RNA polymerase II cis-regulatory region sequence-specific DNA binding; DNA-binding transcription factor activity, RNA polymerase II-specific. Gene Ontology annotation, cellular component: nucleus.